UAAAGCUGAUCCUUUAUCGUAUGCUUCACGUGCAUAUAGAGAUUAUUUAAUCGGACAUUGUUUACGUAUUUUAACCGGUACUGUUGGAGAUGCUCAUUUAUCUUCAAUAUUAGAAUAUGGACAAACUAUUAUGGCUUCUGCUGGAAUAGAUGCUGGACUUUUAUGUACUGACAAAGUUACAGUUACACAUUGCGAAGAUGAAAUUGGAUUAUGGUGGGGAGCAGUUAUAUAUGUAGCAGCAUGUUGGAGAUUGAAAGAAGACGAUUCACAAGCAUGGAGCAUUGUUGAAAGCAAAUUUCCUUAUGAAAAAUGUUAUCAACUUUGCAAUAAUAAUAAUAGUAUUAGUCCACUACCAUAUAUUGUUUUAAAUGCUUUGCAAGCAGCAAAAGCGACUACUAAAUCAGUCUCUAUGCGUUUUAUUGAUCAGGCAGGAAUAUUGCUUGAACAAUGUUUGGUUUAUUAUAAUUGCAAGCAACAGUCAUCCCAAAACGUUUUGCUUACUCAAUUGUGGAUUUGUGAUUGGUUACUUGAAAUGCGAACUACACUUUGGCAGGAAUUAGAUAACGAUUUAGAAAAAUUAACUACAAAUAUAUCUCUUGGAGGUUUUCAACGUGAUUUAGCUUGUUUGAGACAAUUAUGUCAACAUAUUCCAUCUACUUUAGCAAGAGUAUUUGUUUAUGAAGCCACAACACGUAUAAUGGCGGGAGCAACACCAGUCAAAUAUUGUUAGACCGUAGCUUACAUCACAGAAAUUCACGUUCUUCAAUUAUCUGUGGAAAAGAUCGUUCACAAGAUCAAUAUACUGGAGAAAGAGAACACGCGGUAGCUUUAUGUUUAGCUUGCCGACAUUUACCUCCACUAUUAUUAGCCUAUCCUGGAGAACGUGCAG
Messenger RNA from Bombus pascuorum, 889 nucleotides. Its product is annotated as sterol regulatory element-binding protein 1-like. The record is from RefSeq and is a predicted model, not a curated record. Lineage: Eukaryota; Metazoa; Arthropoda; Insecta; Hymenoptera; Apidae. Gene Ontology annotation, molecular function: DNA-binding transcription factor activity, RNA polymerase II-specific; RNA polymerase II cis-regulatory region sequence-specific DNA binding. Gene Ontology annotation, biological process: regulation of transcription by RNA polymerase II. The coding region runs from base 131 to 730 and encodes 199 amino acids. Gene Ontology annotation, cellular component: nucleus. The transcript has 4 exons.